GCCACUCGGUCCGUGUGGCGCGGCGGUGAGUUGAGCACCAGCCGCGGACCGGGGCGGACCACUGCCAGCAGCUGAGCAUGGCUAGCACCUGGAGCACUGCGACGGCCUGCCUGGCAGCCGCGCUGCUGGUCGUGCAGCUGAGCCCACCCAGCGCCGGCCAGUACAUGAGCGGCUACGGCACGGGGCCGGUCGUCCCCGGACUGCUGACGGCGCCGGCCGACUCCGGCGACCCCAAGUACGACGACGCCAAGGGCGCCAGCCGGUUUGCAGCACUCUACUACGGCCAGAACGGCGUCGGCCGCCGCCACCCGCUCCCAAACCACGAGUCGCCGUACAAGUACCGGCCGCCGCUGUACCCCAGCGCUGCUCUGGGCACGCUGCCCCACCAGUUGCCCCCGCUGCCCUUGGGAGUACCCGGUGACCUGCAGUACUUCAAGUAGUGAGAGGCUCCCUGGGACUGCGGACCGCUUCUGACGCAGCAGGGAAACUACGGGAGCGGCGGUCUCACUUCCACUGACGGCAGGAGCACGUGCGUCCAUCUUCUGGAGUGUCAACUGCCGAACCAAUGCACGUCUUCAACAGUGAACUCAGCGUCUUUUGUUGAGAGGUGUAACUGGUUUUCAACGCCUACUUAAUGCAGCAUGGUUGCAUAAGUGCAACAUGCUUCGAGCAUUCUCCUUUGUUUUCGCCAGAGUCGUUCUUUUGCAUGAAAACCUAACUAUAUUCACAAGAUUAUUUCUGAGGCAUAUGUGUCAACAUAAUACAGGUCUUAAACUUA
Messenger RNA from Amphibalanus amphitrite, 778 nucleotides. RefSeq lists its product as uncharacterized. The record is from RefSeq and is a predicted model, not a curated record. The transcript is spliced from 4 exons. The coding region runs from base 78 to 440 and encodes 120 amino acids. NCBI's taxonomy places the organism in Eukaryota, Metazoa, Arthropoda, Thecostraca, Balanomorpha, Balanidae.